AUGAGCAGAGUUCUGGAUAUCGUCUACAAUAUACGGAUGCUAAAGGAGGAGGUCCCUGCAAAGACAGUGGUCUCAAAGGUGUUAAGAAGCCUUACUUUGAGGUUCAUGCACAUUGUCCAUUCAAUAGUUGAAGCCAAAAGCCUCAAUACCCUCAAUGUGGAUGAGCUUAGCAGCUCAUUAAAAAGCCACAAAUCUCUACUUCACCUUGUUGGUGAGCAGGAGGAUGACAAGGCGUCGCAUGUCAAAUGCUCUCCUUAUGGGGAGCAUGGUGGUCGUGGUACAGGAGGCCGCGGUCAAGGGUCCUAUAGAGGAUGA
Dioscorea cayenensis subsp. rotundata (Guinea yam) is the source of this 315-nucleotide messenger RNA. RefSeq lists its product as uncharacterized. The coding region runs from base 1 to 315 and encodes 104 amino acids. Lineage: Eukaryota; Viridiplantae; Streptophyta; Magnoliopsida; Dioscoreales; Dioscoreaceae. The record is from RefSeq and is a predicted model, not a curated record. The transcript has a single exon.